Aspergillus nomiae NRRL 13137 is the source of this 1323-nucleotide messenger RNA. RefSeq lists its product as uncharacterized. NCBI's taxonomy places the organism in Eukaryota, Fungi, Ascomycota, Eurotiomycetes, Eurotiales, Aspergillaceae. The record is from RefSeq and is a predicted model, not a curated record. The transcript has 5 exons. Bases 1 to 1323 code for a protein of 440 amino acids.
AUGGCUCAACACACAGCAGACAAGAGAGAGGACAUGGAAACAGGCGUAAAGAAACAAUCUAGCCAUGACCACGACGCCGAACAUGCUCACAAGGAGCAUGGAAGUGGACGAGGGAUGCUGGCAAGGUCUGCGACGCGUAUCCAUACGAAAAAAUCACUACUGGGACGUGGUUUUGUAGCGCGCACAUUUAAUCAGGGUCAAGGGCCCCGUUCGGAGCAAGAUUCCGAGCCCAAUCCGGAGCGCGCAUCGCAUCGCAAAAACAAGUCGAAAUCCGGGGGUUCGCCUCCUAUAAAGCCAAGCCAAAUUAUGGACGAACACCCGGGGCCCAACCCUGCCGAGCUAGGGGACCCGGAAGGUGUGUACCCGUCAACCAAGGUCGAACCCGCGCCGAAUCCUCGUACUCGUGACGACAAUGAUCGCAAACGACUGCAAGCGCAAGUUCGCUCGGCAAGGAGCGGCUCCUGGGUCACCAAAAGCAGUCGGCAGAUACGCGAAGAACUAUCGAGUUUCGAGGCAGCAAUGCGACAUUGGGCCGAAAAUUAUAGCGUCGGUGAGAUACGUGCGCUUGAUAGCUUGCCGAUCGAGGAGAAGGACGCCAUCCUGGAACGGCUGAGUGGAUAUUGCGCACAGGUGGAUUGGACCACACUCAUUGAGAAAGCGUCUACGAUGGCAGACAACAUCCCAGCUCUUCUUAUGCAGGCUCUGCUAGCCAAAGAUAUCUUCGGAACAAUCUUUGCCAACCCCUUCUUUGCCUUCGGGGAGUCUAAAGAACCCUCCACGGCGCACGCUUCCCAAACAUUAUCUUUUCUAUACGCAUCGAUGCUGGACGUCAACAAGGAAGAAGCCCAUAUCUGGCGUUCGCAAACUCUUCGGCUUUUGGCCACACCUCCCCCGAACUCCGUGCACAAUGCACCGUUGCGCGCGAAGGUGGAAGCUAUAACUAGUGAGCUUGCGGUUGAUUUCCUCGCGGGUCCUGUUCAGUUACUCUUCCGACACAGAAAUGAUUCAUGGGCGAUCCAGCGCAACCAGGAACUCUACCAGCUUUACCAGACCGCUGGCGACUUGGCCAUCUCCCUGUGGACGCAGCGAUCCUUCAUGCGGUGUUACUGUAUGGAUGAGCUCCCCAUAUUUCGGGCAGAGCAUCCGGUAAUGAGUGCGCAUGCCCUUCAUCGUCCACGUGGGGACGACACAAGAUUAGACGGUAAGAAUGCUUUGAUCAUAGUUCAUCCGGCCAUUGUUGCCUUCGGGAAUGAAUAUGCGGAGCAUUAUGACCUGUGUAAGGUUUGGGCUAAGGGUAUUAUCCUGGUGGAUGAACAUGCGUGA